GGCAUGGAGGCACUGUGCCACCCAGGGCAAGACCUCGCCCUGUCUCCAGCUCCUCUCCCAGGACAUCCAACUACCUGUGUAACCCAGAGAUCUUUCUCCAGCCGGAUUCAAAGAGAAAUUUAGCGGGAAAAGAGAGGCCAAAGGCUGAACCCAACGGUGCAAGCUUUUAUAAUGCAGUCAUCCUCUGUCCUGAUGUCGCGGGGCCAGCGGGAGAAGAAAGCCAGUGCGUCCCGGGUCGCAGGGGCCGGUGGGGUUCGGAGGCACAAGCACCCCGCGACACUCCAGGUUCCCCGACCCACGUCCACGGAAGCCCCGAUUAUUUACAGCCUCAGCAGAGCACGGGGCGGAGGCAGAGGGGCCCGCCCAGGAGGGCUGCUACUUCUUUAAACCUCUGACGGCUGCUUAGUCACAGCCCCCCUCGCUUGGGUGUGUCCUUCGCUCGCUCCCUCCCUCCGUCUUAGGUCACCGUUUAAACCUCGAAUAAAAACUGCAGCCAACUUCCGAGGCAGCCUCAUUGCCCAGCGGACCCCAGCCUCUGCCAGGUUCGGUCCGCCAUCCUCGUCCCGUCCUCCACCGGCCCCUGCCCCGCGCUCAGGGAUCCUCCAGCCCCUUUCCCCCGCGCCCUCCGUUCUCUCUGGACACCAUGGACAAGUUUUGGUGGUACGCAGCCUGGGGACUCUGCCUCUUGCAGCUGAGCCUGGCGCAGAUCGAUUUGAAUAUAACCUGCCGCUUUGCGGGUGUAUUCCACGUGGAGAAAAAUGGUCGCUACAGCAUCUCUCGGACGGAGGCUGCUGACCUCUGCAAGGCUUUCAAUAGCACCUUGCCCACAAUGGCCCAGAUGGAGAAAGCUCUGAGCAUCGGAUUUGAGACCUGCAGGUAUGGGUUCAUAGAAGGGCACGUGGUGAUUCCCCGGAUUCAGCCCAACUCCAUCUGUGCAGCAAACCACACAGGGGUGUACAUCCUCACGUCCAACACCUCCCAGUAUGACACAUACUGCUUCAAUGCUUCAGCUCCACUUAAAGAAGAUUGUACAUCAGUCACAGACCUGCCCAAUGCCUUUGAUGGACCAAUUACCAUAACUAUUGUUAACCCCGAUGGCACUCGCUAUGUCAAGAAAGGAGAAUAUAGAACGAAUCCUGAAGACAUCUACCCCAGCAACCCUACUGACGAUGACGUGAGCAGCGGAUCCUCCAGUGAAAGGAGCAGCACUUCGGGAGGUUACAUCUUUCACACCUUUUCUACUGCACACCCCAUCCCAGACGAAGACGGUCCCUGGAUCACCGACAGCACAGACAGAAUCCCUGCUACCACUUUGAUGAGCACUAGUGCUACAGCAACUGAGACAGCAACCAAGAGGCAAGAAACCCAGGAUUGGUUUUCAUGGUUGUUUCUACCAUCAGAGUCCAAGAGUCAUCUUCACACAACAACACAAAUGGCUGGUACGUCUUCAAAUACCAUCUCAGCAGGCUGGGAGCCAAAUGAAGAAAAUGAAGAUGAAAGAGACAGACACCUCAGUUUUUCUGGAUCAGGCAUUGAUGAUGAUGAAGAUUUUAUCUCCAGCACCAUUUCAACCACACCACGGGUUUUUGACCACACAAAACAGAACAAGGAUUGGACCCAGUGGAACCCAAGCCAUUCAAAUCCGGAAGUGCUACUUCAGACAACCGCAAGGAUAACUGCAGAUGUAGACAGAAAUGGCACCACUGCUCAUGAAGGAAACUGGAACCCGGAAGCACAUCCUCCCCUCAUUCACCAUGAGCAUCAUGAGGAAGAAGAGACCCCACAUUCUACAAGCACAAUCCAGGCAAUUCCUAGUAGUACAACUGAAGAAACAGCUACCCAGAAGGAACAGUGGUUUGGCAACAGAUGGCAUGAGGGAUAUCUCCAAACACCCAGAGAAGACUCCCAUUCGACAACAGGGACAGCUGCAGCCUCAGCUCUUACCAGCCAUCCAAUGCAAGGAAGGACAACACCAAGCCCAGAGGACAGUUCCUGGACUGAUUUCUUUGACCCAAUCUCACAUCCCAUGGGACGAGGUCAUCAAGCAGGAAGAAGGAUGGACAUGGACUCCAGUCAUAGUACAACGCUUCAGCCUACUGCAGAUCCAAACACAGGUUUGGUGGAAGACUUGGACAGGACAGGACCUCUUUCAAUGACAACGAAGCAGAGUAAUUCUCAGAGCUUCUCUACAUCACAUGAAGGCUUGGAAGAAGAUAAAGACCAUCCAACAACUUCUACUCUGACAUCAAGCAAUAGGAAUGAUGUCACAGGUGGAAGAAGAGACCCAAAUCAUUCUGAAGGCUCAACCACUUUACUGGAAGGUUAUACCUCUCAUUACCCAGACACAAAGGAAAGCAGGACCUUCAUCCCAGUGACCUCAGCUAAGACUGGGUCCUUUGGAGUUACUGAAGUUACUGUUGGAGAUUCCAACUCUAAUGUCAAUCACUCCUUAUCAGGAGACCAAGAUGCAUUCUACCCCAGUGGGGGGUCCCAUACCACUCAUGGAUCUGAAUCAGCUGGACACUCACAUGGGAGUCAAGAAGGUGGGGCAAACACAACCUCUGGUCCUGUAAGGACACCCCAAAUUCCAGAAUGGCUGAUCAUCUUGGCAUCCCUCUUGGCCUUGGCUUUGAUUCUUGCAGUUUGCAUUGCAGUCAACAGUCGAAGAAGGUGUGGGCAGAAGAAAAAGCUAGUGAUCAACAGUGGCAAUGGAGCUGUGGAUGAUAGAAAGCCAAGUGGACUCAAUGGAGAGGCCAGCAAGUCUCAGGAAAUGGUGCAUUUGGUGAACAAGGAGCCAUCAGAAACUCCAGACCAGUUUAUGACAGCUGAUGAGACAAGGAACCUGCAGAACGUGGACAUGAAGAUUGGGGUGUAACACCUACACCGUUAUCUUGGAAAGAAACAACCGUUGGAAACAUAACCAUUACAGGGAGCUGGGACACUUAACAGAUGCAAUGUGCUACUGAUUGUUUCAUUGGGAAUCUUUUUUAGCAGAAAAUUUUCUACUCUUUUUGUUUUUUGUGUUUUGUUCUUUAAAGUCAGGUCCAAUUUGUAAAAACAGCAUUGCUUUCUGAAAUUAAGGCCCAAUUAAUUCAGCAAGAAUUUGAUUGUUCCAGUUCCCACGUGGAGGACUUUCAUCCCUCAGGUGUGCUGUGGAUGACUUCUAACAAAAACUACACAUACAUAUUCCUGAUUGCCAACCUUUCCCCCACCAGCUAAGGACAUUCCCCAGGGCUAAUAGGGCCUGGUCCCUGGGAGGAAAUUUGAAUGGGUCCAUUUUGCCCUUCCAGUAUCCUAAUCCCUGGGCAUUGAUGUCCAGUGAGGUUGGGGGUUGUGGUGUACUAGUUACACAUCUCCUUCAACAGACCCCCCUAGAAAUUUUUCAGAUGCUUCGGGGAGACACACAAAGGGUGAAGCUAUUUAUCUGUAGUAAACUAUUUAUCUGUGUUUUCAAAAUAUUACACCCUGGAGGUCCUUUGAUCAGUAUAAUUUUUUAAAGUUACUUUGUCAGAAGCACAAAAGGGUUUAAACUGAUUCAUAAUAAACAUCUGUACUUCUUCCAUCUUCACUUUUUGUGCUGUGAUUUUUCAGUUUCUAAACCAGCACUGUCUGGAUCCCUACAAUGUAUCAGGAAGAGCUGAGGAUGGUAAGAAGACUCUUCUAAGUCUUCAUCUCAGAGACCCUGAGUUCCCACUCAGACCCUCUCAGCCAUAUCUCAUGGAAGAUCAAGGAAGGCAGCACUGUUUAGUUUUUGACACUUUCCGAAGGUUUUCUGUCCUGUCCUGGAAUCAGAGUUGGAUGCUGAGGAGCUUCGGACUCUGUUAUGGUUUAAUGGCCAACUGUUCUCUCCUGUCAUAGGUUUUGCAAAGUCACAUUAAGUUUGCAUGACUUGUUAUCCCUGGGGCCCUAUUUCAUAGAGGCUGGCCCUAUUAGUGAUUUACAAAAACAAUAUGGAAGUGCCUUUUGAUGUCUUACAAUAGGAGAAGAAGCCAAUGGAAAUGAAAGAGAUUGGCAAGGGGGAAGGAUGAUGCAGUGUAGAUCCUGUUUGACAUUUUUAUGGCUGUAUUUGUAAACUUAAACUUUGACACAUCAGUGUCUGCUCUUGAUGCAGUUGCUAUUUAGGUUGAGCUAAGUGCCUGGGGAGUCCCUCAAAAGGUUACAGGGAUUCCCAUCAUUGGAAUCUUAUCACCAGACAGGCAAGUUUAUGACCAAACAAGAGAGUACUGACUUUAUCCUCUAAUCCCAUAUUAUCUCCCACUUGGCAAGUCCUUUGUGGCAUUUGUUCAUCAAUCAGGGUGUCUGAUUGGUCCUAGAACUUCCAAAGGCUGCUUGUAAUAGAAGCCAUUGCAUCUAUAAAGCAACAGCUCCUAUUAAAUGGUAUCUCCUUUCUGAGGCUCCCACUAAAAGUCAUUUGUUACCUAAACUUAUAUGCUUAACGGGCAAUGCUUCUCAGACCACAAAGCAGAAAGAAGAAGAAAAGCUCCCAACUAAAUCAGGGCUGGGCUUAGAGUUGAUCUGAAGAAUAUCUUUAAAGGAGAGAUGCCAACUUUCUGCACUAUUCCCAGCCUCUGCUCCUCCCUGUCUACUCUCUCCCCUCCCUCCUUCCCUCCACUUUGCCCCAUAAUCUUCAAAAACUUCCCUUCUUUUCUGUGAACAUCAUUGGCCAGUUCCAUAUUCAGUGGUCUGGGUUUCUUUUUAUUUUCAAUUUGAAAGAAACUGGACAUUAGGUCACUAUGUGUUGUUCCUGCCACUAGUGUGCAAGUGCCCCUUGUUUUCCCAGAGAUUUACUGGGUCUGCCAGAGGCCCAGACAGGCUCACUCAAGCUCUUUAACUGAAAUGCAACAAGUCACUCUGGGACAAGGUUCAAAAUGGUUACACCAGCCUCUACCUGUCCCCCCAGGGAGAGAGGGGUAGUGAUACAAGUCUCGUAGCCAGAGAUGGUUUUCCACCCCUUCUAGAUAUUCCCAACAAAGAGGCUGAGACAGGAGAUUAUUUUCAAUUUUAUUUUGGAAUUAAAUACUUUUUUCCUUUAUUACUGUUGUAGUCCCUUACUUGGAUAUACCUCUGUUUUCACGAUAGACAUAAGAGAGGUCUAGAGCUUCUAUUCCUUGACCAUUGUCAAUGGAGAGCUGCCCAAGUCUUUACAAACCCUUGUAACAUUGCCUGAAGUUUAUGGAAUAAGAUGUAUUCUCACUCUCUUGAUCUCAAGGGUGUAACUCUGGAAGCACAGCUUGACUACAUGUCAUUUUUACCAAUGAUUUUCCAGGUGACCUGGGCUAAGUCAUUAAACUGGGUCUUGUUUAUAAAAGUAAAAGGCCAACAUUUAGUUAUUUUGCAAAGCAACCUAAGAGCUUAAGAUGUCAUUUUUCCUGCAAUUGUAAAUCUUUUAUGUCUCCUGAGGACUUCCCUUAAAAUUAGCUCUGAGUGAAAAAUCAAAUGAGACAAAAGACAUCUUCAAAUCCAUAUUUCAAGCCUGGUAGAAUUGGCUUUUCUAGCAGAACCUUUCAAAAAGUUUUUUAUUGAGAUUCAUAACACCAAGAAUUGAUUUUAUAACCAACAUUCAUUCAAUACUGUUAUAUCAGGAGUAGGAGAGAGGAAACAUUUGACUUAUCUGGAAAAGCAAAAUGUACUUAAGAACAAGAAUAACAUGGUCCAUUUACCUUUAUGUUAUAGGUAUGUCUUUGUGUAAAUCAUUUGUUUUGAGUUUUCAAAGAAUAGCUCAUUGUUCAUUCUUGUACUGUACAAUGACCACUGUUAUUGUUACUUUGACUUUUCAGAGCACACCCUUCCUCUGGUUUUUGUAUAUUUAUUGAUGGAUCAAUAAUAAUGAGGAAAGCAUGAUAUGUAUAUUGCUGAGUUGAAAGCACUUAUUGGAAAAUAUUAAAAGGCUAACAUUAAAAGACUAAAGGAAACAGA
This is a messenger RNA of Mandrillus leucophaeus (drill), 5916 nucleotides long. It is a transcript of the gene CD44, whose product is annotated as CD44 molecule (Indian blood group). Gene Ontology annotation, cellular component: macrophage migration inhibitory factor receptor complex; plasma membrane; basolateral plasma membrane. Bases 644 to 2875 code for a protein of 743 amino acids. The record is from RefSeq and is a predicted model, not a curated record. Gene Ontology annotation, biological process: inflammatory response; cell adhesion; positive regulation of ERK1 and ERK2 cascade. The transcript is spliced from 18 exons. NCBI's taxonomy places the organism in Eukaryota, Metazoa, Chordata, Mammalia, Primates, Cercopithecidae. Gene Ontology annotation, molecular function: hyaluronic acid binding; cytokine receptor activity.